UAAUUUUAUUAUUUCACAUUAAUAAGUGACUUGCUCUUUGCUGUUAGACUGCUAUAUUUUAACUUCAUUUCCCUAAAGUGAUUGGCCAGCAGUAACCUCUGAAAAUGUAGAACACACUAGAAUAAAUCAUGUAGAAGUUCUCCAUUCUCUAGAGCAUGAUUCCUCAGUGAAUUUAUUUUUGAACAAGCAGCCUUGGGGACAAACUGUUUUGACAGCUUGGUGAAGUGAUUCGUUAUUCAUUGUUGAUUAAAUGCCCAAUCCUAUCCUUCUUUACCUGGGAGAAGAUUUCUCCUUAAGUAUUAAUGCUAUAAUCAAGAUGUAAAAUGAAGGCUAUUAUUUUGCUAAACAUGAACCAUAUUAAAAUAAUCAUAUGAAUACUUCAAUAGUAUUUAAAGUAAACUCAUUUCUUUGAUUACCUAGCUCUCUGCAUUAUUGAUUAAAUAUGCUUUAGAAGUCAAUUAAUUUGGUCAGUUAAACAUAAUAAUUAGGUCAAAAUUCAAUUCUUGAUACAUAUUCUCAAUGACAGUUUUCAAAUUUGGUCAUCAAUCUAUCAUAUCAACUCCAUCUUCUUAAAACUAAUUUUGGUUAAUUCCAUAAUCCAAGCUGUAAAAUCUUUGUGAAAGUUGAAGAUGACAGUCCUACUUUGUGUGAGCAAAGGGAGAUAUAUCUGGAUGUGAGCUGCAUUUCCAGCUGCAAUGAUCAGGUGAACCUGCUCUGUUCUCUGCAGUCACACUUGGGUUGAUGUGGUGGUAACCCUGACUUAUCUGCAUCAAACUAAACUUCAUCUUCCAGAACUAAAGACGGAAUUGCAGAAGUCUGGAUUUGCAACAAGGAACAGAAGAGGAAAUAGACAAUCCAGCCUCUGAUCCACACGUCCUGAAGAACACAUGGGCCAUAAGAACAAUGUGACUGAGUUUAUUCUCCUGGGGCUCACCCAAAACCCUGAGGGGCAAAAAGUUCUGUUUGUUGCAUUCUUAUUCAUCUACAUUGUGACAAUAGUGGGCAAUCUGCUCAUCAUGGUGACCAUCGUGGCCAGCCAGUCCCUGGGUUCUCCAAUGUACUUUUUUCUGGCUUACUUAUCGUUUAUAGAUACUGUCUAUUCUACUGCCAUUGCUCCAAAAAUGAUGGUAGACUUGCUCCAUGCAAAAAAGACUAUUUCCUUCCAGGCUUGUAUGACUCAAGUCUUUAUAGAUCAUUUCUUUGCUGGUGCUGAAGUCAUUCUUCUGGUGGUGAUGGCCUAUGACCGAUAUGUAGCCAUAUGUAAACCUCUUCACUAUCUGAUCAUUAUGAAUCGGCGGGUCUGCGUGCUCAUGCUGCUGGUGGCCUGGACUGGAGGCUUUCUGCACUCAUUGGUUCAAUUUCUUAUUAUUUAUCAGCUCCCUUUCUGUGGCCCCAAUGUCAUCGACAACUUUGUGUGUGAUAUGUAUCCCUUAUUGAAACUUGCGUGCACGAAUACCUACCUCAUAGGACUGUCUAUGAUAGCAAAUGGUGGGGCAAUCUGCACUGUCACCUUCUUCAUUCUUCUAGUUUCCUAUGGGGUCAUACUGUACUCCCUUAAGACACAUGGUUUGGAAGGGAAACGCAAAGCCUUCUACACCUGUGCAUCCCAUAUGACCGUGGUCAUUUUAUUUUUUGUCCCUUGUAUUUUCCUGUAUGCAAGGCCCAGUUCCACCUUUCCCAUUGAUAAAUCCAUGACUGUGGUUUUAACUUUCAUAACUCCUAUGUUGAACCCCUUAAUCUACACCCUGAGAAAUGCAGAAAUGAAAAAUGCCAUGAGGAAACUGUGGAAUAACUGUGUGGCCAUAGUUAGAAGGGGGCUGUAUCCCUCACGCAGAACAUGAUUUUUCUUUCACAGAAUCAAGGAAUACUUCGACUAUCAGUGGUAACAUUUAAAAAAUCAUUUCCUUUGAGUUACUCAGCUUAAUUAUUCAGAAACAGCCAUAUAUAUUAAUCUUUAUCUAAGUGGAAUAUGUUAUAGCCCUUAGAGAGCAAGAGAAUUGCACAGGUUUAAUCCCUUAUGUAGAUAAUCACACUGUGUUAAGAUUCUUUAGUGAACAUUUUUUUUUUUUAAAUUUCAGAUUCUUGUUUGUGAAGUAUGGUACUUCCAUGCUAUAUAGAAAUGUGAUCUUUUAAAACUUGGUCACCUUAGGGGAGUAAAAUUAGAAAAUAAAAAUUCAAAUUGUUAGAAAAUUGCUAAUCUAACAGUAAAAAUAAACGCCUUGGUCAAUUUAAUUACUAUGAAAUUUCACAGCAUGCUAACUGAAAUGUCAGACAGAAAAAGACAAGAACCAUAUGAUUUAACUCACAUGUG
This is a messenger RNA of Phyllostomus discolor (pale spear-nosed bat), 2311 nucleotides long. RefSeq names its product olfactory receptor 4A15-like. The transcript has 2 exons. NCBI's taxonomy places the organism in Eukaryota, Metazoa, Chordata, Mammalia, Chiroptera, Phyllostomidae. Gene Ontology annotation, cellular component: membrane. The record is from RefSeq and is a predicted model, not a curated record. The coding region runs from base 888 to 1841 and encodes 317 amino acids. Gene Ontology annotation, biological process: G protein-coupled receptor signaling pathway. Gene Ontology annotation, molecular function: G protein-coupled receptor activity; olfactory receptor activity.